AUGACUCCAAAUUUACAAACUUUCAUAAAUAGCUUCCAAAAUCGUCUGGAACCACCCGUACGUCAACAUCUCAAAAAUGUUUAUGGGACACUUAUGAUGACCUGUGGAGCAGCUUCAGCUGGAGUGUAUGUUGAUAUGUACACAAGGUUCCAGGCAGGAUUGCUGUCAACAAUUGUUGGUGCAGGUCUUAUGUUAAUGCUGAUUGCUACACCUGAUAAUGGAAAAAACACUAAAUUGAGACUUGGAUAUCUCCUAGGAUUUGGUCUAACUUCAGGAAUGGGUAUGGGUCCUUUGUUGGAAUAUGUGAGCUUUGUUGAUCCAUCCAUAAUUGUCACAGCUCUAUUGGGUACCACAUUAGUAUUUGUGUGUUUCUCUAUUGCUGCCAUGUUGGCUGAAAGAGGAAGUUGGCUGUUUUUGGGUGGCACUCUUAUGACCUUGCUCACUUCCAUGUCUCUGAUGACUUUGGUUAACAUCUUCAUGCAGUCUCACUUGCUUUAUCAAGCUCAUUUGUACCUGGGACUGAUGCUCAUGUGUGGAUUUGUUCUGUUCGACACUCAACUAAUCAUUGAGAAACGUAGAAUGGGCAAUAAAGACUUUGUGCAACAUGCCCUGGAACUAUUUAUUGAUUUCAUUGGAAUGUUGAGGAGACUUCUUAUUAUCUUAACACAAAAGGAGGAACAAAAUCGCCGCCGCAAACGUGAA
Brenthis ino (lesser marbled fritillary) is the source of this 702-nucleotide messenger RNA. Lineage: Eukaryota; Metazoa; Arthropoda; Insecta; Lepidoptera; Nymphalidae. The record is from the annotation of a GenBank genome assembly.